GCCAGAAUGCAGUGCCUGCUGCACCCUCUUGUGGUGUCCCUCCUCCUGGCAUCCGUGUGUGGGAACCUCGGCCCUCAGGGUCAGCUUGAUGGCAGAGGGGGAGACCCCAAGUUUGCAGACCCCCGGUGGGGGCAGCUGAAGAGUGGAGACCUGAGCAGACCCCUCCUGCCUGCCGACUUCCACAAGGAGAACACAGUCACCAACGAGUGGAUCGCGGAUGGGGAAGAGGACGAGGACUACCUGGACCUGGAGAAGAUCUUUGGGGAGGAUGACGACUACAUCGAUGUCGUGGACGCGGUCUCUCCCGUGGACCCUGGGACUGGCGCCAGCAGCGUGCUCCAGCUCUUCCCGGGCAAGAGCCGCAUCCAGCGGCUCAACCUCCUCAAUGCCAAGUUCGCCUUAGACCUCUACCGGGCGCUGAAGGAGAAGGUCAGUGCCUCGGACAAUGUCUUCCUGGCGCCUGUAGGUGUGUCCGCAGCCAUGGCCAUGCUCUCCCUGGGCCUACGGGGGGACACCCAUGAGCAGGUACACGCUGCCCUGCGCUUCGCCGACUUUGUCAACGCCAGCACCACAUACGAGCUGGGCACCGUCCACAACCUGUUCCGGAAGCUGACCCACCGCCUCUUCCGGAGGAAUUUCGGGUACACGCUGCGGUCCGUCAGCGACCUGUACAUUCAGAAGCAAGUUCCAGUCCUGGAUGACUUCAGAGCCAAGGUCCGACAGUACUACUUUGCCGAGGUCCGGGCGGCUGACUUCUCUGAUCCCGCCUUCAUCUCCCAAACCAACCAGCACAUCGCACGGCUCACCAAGGGCCUCAUAAGAGACGUGCUGGAGGACAUGGACCCCACGACUCAGAUGAUGCUCCUGAACUGCAUCUACUUUAAAGGGUCCUGGGUGAACAAAUUCCCAGUGGAAAUGACACACAACCACAACUUCCGGCUGAACGAGCGAGUGGUGGUCAAGGUCCCCAUGAUGCAGACCAAGGGGGCCUUCCUGGCAGCAAGCGACCAGGAGCUGGACUGCGAUGUCCUGCGGCUGGAGUACAUGGGGGGCAUCAGCAUGCUGGUAGUGGUCCCACACAAGCUGUCCGGGAUGAAGACCCUCGAGGCCCAGCUGAAGCCCCAGGUGGUGGAGAGAUGGCAGAAGAGCAUGACAAACAGGACACGGGAAGUACUCCUGCCCAAGUUCAAGCUAGAAAAGGACUACAACCUGGUGGAGGCCCUGCAGUCCCUGGGGGUCACAGCGCUGUUCAACAGGAACAGCAAUAUGACGGGGAUCUCGGACCAGAGGAUUGUCAUUGACCGGUUCAAGCACCAAGGCACCAUCAUGGUGGACGAGGAGGGCACGCAGGCCGCGGCCGUGACCACCGUGGGGUUCAUGCCAUUGUCCACCCAGGUCCGCUUCAGCGUCGACCGGCCCUUCCUGUUCCUUGUCUAUGAGCACCGCACGGGUUGCCUGCUCUUCCUGGGCCGGGUCGCCAACCCCACCAGGUCUUAG
Kogia breviceps (pygmy sperm whale) is the source of this 1497-nucleotide messenger RNA. RefSeq names its product serpin family D member 1 (gene SERPIND1). The record is from RefSeq and is a predicted model, not a curated record. Gene Ontology annotation, molecular function: serine-type endopeptidase inhibitor activity. Gene Ontology annotation, biological process: blood coagulation; negative regulation of endopeptidase activity. NCBI's taxonomy places the organism in Eukaryota, Metazoa, Chordata, Mammalia, Artiodactyla, Physeteridae.